UCAGUGUCGUGUGUAACCGCAGUUGUCGUGUUUGUAACGACUGACAACCGUUUGGAGACAGUCUCUACCUAGCACUAGCUAACUAGGCUGAUGCUAGUUAGCUUGCGCGCUAACAGAGAUGACCGCCACACGUCAUUGUUGGAUACUCCUAUUUGGACAGUAAGGUUAUGUGCGCACUCUGCACGUUUAAUUCAUGCUUACAGAUCAAGCGGAGUUGUACCUCUUUUUUACUCAUACGGCCAGUAUUUUGUGACGCUGUGACAUAGACCUCGUUAUUUUGAAGUUGGGAGAACUGUAUGCAUAUGCAGUAUUAAUAAAUUACAGCAGACCUGAGGAGGGUGCUUAAUGCUGUAACCAAGCAGAAACAAAACAGACAUUAGGAGGAGUGUUGGUGGAUCAACAUGGACUUUGAGAGGAGGGGUGGGCGAGGUGACCGCAUCGGUCGCUAUGGCAGUACUCAUAAUGAUCACAACUUUCGAGACAUGGACUAUCGAGGCUACAGCCAAGAGGAUGAAGAGUCAGGAGCAGGAUAUGAUGUCAGUGCAGAGGGGGACAGACUCUAUGGGUGUGAAGAACAAUCAUUGGCAGCUUGUGACUUCUCACUUGGUGGGCUCCAAGAACGACCAGGGUUUCAUGACAGGCGAGAUGGCCAAGGUGAAAUUGUGCAGGAGGGGAAGGGGCUCUCUUGGCCCUCUUGCUCUCAGGCACAGCCUGAUCUAUCUCUUCCCACACAAAGAGAUGAGGAUGUAUCAAGAAGGGUGUUUGAGCAGACACGGACUGGCCUUCAGGAAAAGGGUCGGGGGAAAGGUGGAAGAGGGUUCCAUGAAAACAGCAGUUGGGGUCGUGGUGUCCCAUCUGAGCAGAUGGAAUAUUGUGCAACAAGGCAAAGAGAGGAUGAGCAGUUUUCUCGUGUAGCAGGAAAGAGAAGGCAGGGUUUUCCAGGGGGUGCAGAAGAGCAAAGCUGUGGGGGUGCUGGGUCAGACCUGUCUGUAGAUGAGAUGGAACAGAGGGACCAGGACUACAGGGCAGAACUUGACCACAACCAGAGGCCUAGCAACAUCAUAAUGCUUCGCAUGCUGCCACCCAAUGCUACUGCUAAUGAGAUCCGAGCACAACUUCAGGAACAGGGGAUCCAGCCAAGAGAAGUUCGCCUCAUGAGGAACAAGUCCUCAGGUCAGAGCCGAGGAUUCGCCUUCGUCGAGUUUAAUCUCAUACAGGAGGCCACCCGCUGGAUGGAGACCAACCAGGGAGUGCUACUGAUUCUGGGACAGAGAGUGUCGAUGCACUACAGUGACCCAAAACCACGUGCCAACGAGGACUGGCUCUGCAACAAGUGCGGUGUGCAAAACUUCAAGCGGAGAGAGAAGUGCUUUAAAUGUAGUGUACCUAAAUCAGAGGCUGAGCUGAAGUUGCCUCAGUUGCAGAGGGACUUACCUGUUGGCAUUCAGAAGGAGGGGGCCCAAGGCUUAUUGCCCUUGCCAGUACCGUACCAUACUUCUGGUCCUUCUGUUAACCAAGGCCAAGGGCAAGCUACACAGCAGCCAGAUGUUGCAAAUGACACUUUGAUACUUCGAAACCUUGGACCACAUACUUCAGUUGACGCUAUCUUAUCUGCUUUGGCUCCAUUUGCCACUCUGUCCCCUUCAAACAUCCGUUUAAUCAAGGAUAAACACACCCAUCUCAACAGAGGUUUUGCUUUCCUACAGCUGUCAACCAUUGUGGAGGCAUCUCAGUUGCUCCAGAUUUUGCAAGCUCUGCAGCCAGCUCUCUGUAUUGAUGGGAAGGCUAUUGUGGUGGAGUUUGCCAAAGGCUCCAAACGUGAUGUGUUUCUGACCGAUGGCAGCAGAGUAAGUGCUGCUACAGUUGCAAGCACAGCUAUAGCCGCUGCACAGUGGGCUGUCACACAGACUGCACAGAACGGAUCUGUUGGUCAGAGUGUAGACGGAGCAGUGUUUCAGCAGGGGGCAGCAGUAACCUACAAUCAGGAUGGGCAUGGGUACUCGGGAUCAGAUGGAACCAGUUUCAAGGGCCAGGCUGACACCAGGAUCACUGCCUUGCCCACCGCAGGAGCAGCUUUGAUGGGGGCCUACACCACAGGGGGAGCCACAGCUGUCAUUGCAUCUGAAACGGUGACAUCAGGAGGAGUUGUUCAGCAGCCUCUCAUACAUUCACAGGCUGCUCUCCUCACCACAGCAACCACUGCAUCAGCCACUCAAGUUGAGAUAGUAGGAAAACCACAACCAGCUACUCCAACCCAACCUGCCACCCCAGGCACUGAACAUGAGCUCAAACAAUACCCUGUCCCAGAUGUGUCCACAUACCAGUAUGAUGACAGCUCUGGCUACUAUUAUGACCCACUCACAGGACUUUACUAUGACCCUAACUCACAGUACUACUACAACCCUCACAGUCAGCAGUAUAUGUACUGGGAUGGAGAGAAGCAUACCUACAUUCCUGCUGCUGCUGGUCAGUCAAACACCGACGGCACUCCAGCGAAUGAUAACACAGCUCCCUCAGACUUGCCGUUUGGUAGCCCAGGCAGUAAGGACAAAAAGGACAAACCGAAAAAUAAAACUGCUCAGCAGAUUGCCAAAGAUAUGGAGCGAUGGGCUAAGAGUCUAAACAGACAAAAGGAGAACAUGCGCUCUGUCUCCUCCUCCCCUGCUGUUGGCGCCCCAGUGAUGCUCCCUGGUCACACCAGGGCUCCGGGCCACAGUCGCCAAGACGACCGCAGAGAGUCCGCCAGUGCCGAUGCAGGAUAUGCUGUUCUGGAGAAAAAGGGGGCGCUGUCUGAACGGCCUCAGAUUUUUCUGGAUCAAAUCAGACAAACCACAGAGCAUUCCCCUCCCCAGCAGCAGGGCCUGGUCCCAGCCUACAGUGGAGAAACUGACAGCGAGGACGAAGGAGGCGAGAAAGAUGAGAGGGAAGGGAGAAUGACAGACUGGGUUAAAUUGGCCUGUUUGCUGUGUAGGAGGCAAUUUCCAAGCAAAGAGGCACUCAUCAGGCACCAGCAGCUUUCUGAACUACAUAAGCAAAACCUGGAACAGAGACGGUCUCAGCGAGACACUGCAGGAAGAGAGAGACUUGCAGAUGGCCCUCAACCACCUGAUACCAAGAAGAGAAAGCUGAGUCCUAUGGAUGGGAUCUUAGGAACUAGUCUUGGUGCCAGAAUGCUACAAGGAGGAGUGAAAAAAGGGCUUCUGUUGCGCAAUAUGCAAGUGGAAUGAGCCUUCAAUCUUUCCUGAUCACAAGACCAGGAGAAAGCCCAGUACACGAGACUUCACCAUUAACAUCACAUAGAAUUCUUUAGAUAAAUUCUUUAUGUUGGUUUCGUAUUAAAUUUACCUCAACAGUGGUAAUACACUCAAAUGAACUCAGAUUUUGUAGCAAUGGAUGUGGGGAUAUUGCACCAAAUGCACCUUUUUGUUGCUUUGUUCCUGAAUGAUGCAGUUCUGAGUUCUCUCUUUCUUCAGAACUUGUGUGGUAAACAAGCUUUAUGUGGUUGGAAAAUGAAAGAUCGCUGUAGAUCUUUGUCAUCAAAAGGCAUUUUUCUAAACUUGUCUAUGCACCAUAGAAUUUUUUUAUUUAAUGCUAUAUGCCUUGUCAUUCAGUGAAUGACAAAUUGUGUAAAAAUUAGACUUAGCACUGUAAAAAUUAGACUUAUCACUUUUUUAACCAUAGUAUGAACUAAGAGACUGUGGCCUAAGGAACUGGAUAGAAAAUCAUGUUUGAUUGCAGGAACUGAGGUGUAUGUGGUUAAUAUAGGGAAAGUUUAUCCUUUUUUUUUUUUUGCUUCAGUAUGUGUUUAUUAAUGUGACUGUUUCAUCAAGAUCAUGUAAAUCAGAAUAACACAUUUUCAUCAAGAAUGACUGUCUUACUAAGGCAAAGCAGUAAACAGCAGGCAUUGGCCUGUUUCGACAUUUUAA
Molecule: messenger RNA, 3926 nt
Organism: Sphaeramia orbicularis (orbiculate cardinalfish)
Lineage: Eukaryota; Metazoa; Chordata; Actinopteri; Kurtiformes; Apogonidae
Gene: rbm10
Product: RNA binding motif protein 10
Exons: 23
Coding region: 402-3227 (941 amino acids)
Biological process (GO): mRNA splicing, via spliceosome
Cellular component (GO): nucleus
Molecular function (GO): RNA binding
Source: RefSeq, a predicted model, not a curated record